Messenger RNA from Penicillium manginii, 423 nucleotides. RefSeq names its product Endoribonuclease L-PSP/chorismate mutase-like protein. The coding region runs from base 1 to 423 and encodes 140 amino acids. The record is from RefSeq and is a predicted model, not a curated record. The transcript is spliced from 2 exons. Lineage: Eukaryota; Fungi; Ascomycota; Eurotiomycetes; Eurotiales; Aspergillaceae.
AUGGCUUCCUUCAAGUACCACGCGGUUCCUGGUUUUGGUGAAGAGUGCCGCGAGAAAUACGGAUUUAGCGAUGCCUGCAUCAUCGGCAAUCGGCUGGUCGUCACCGGGCAGAGGAAACUUCCCCCCAAGAUCGAACAACAAAUUGCGCAGGCCUUCAAAAAUAUCAAUGACCUGAUCAUCCACACUCUGACCCAAGAAGGCCAUGCGCUUGAGGUGGGUCGCACUGGCUGGGAUUACGUGGUUAAGCUGCGCGCGUUCUUCGUGGGAUUGUCCGGAAUGCGCGUGGAAGCGCGGGAAAAUAUGGUCAAAUUUAUCAAGAAGUGGUGUCCUCGCCACCAGCCGUUGUUCACCAUGGUUGGAAUCGAAAGCCUGCCCUUCCCCGAGCAUCUUGUGGAGUUUGAAGUUGAUGUAUGGAUUCCUUGA